AUGGGGGGGAGCGGACGCGCGGCGGAGCAGAGUGGACGACACGUGGGAAACGCGCGCGAAUGGGCGGCGCGCGGCGGGUUAAAGGUGGACACGUCGGUGACGGCUUUCGAGGCGCCUCGAGAAUCGCAUGUGACGGAGGACACGGUGUCGGCGCUGCGCGGAAGUAUCGAGACGAGCAGCUGGGAAGAGGUGGAAGCGCGGUGCAGGCAGCUCUCCCACGCCAACGUGGACAUCACCGCCAUGGACCUCACGCACCUGCCGCCCUCUCCCGCCCCCACUCCCGCUGCCGCCAAUCGCUUCUCACGCCCUCUCCCCCUCCUCUCCCCUUCCGCCGCCUCUGCCGCCGCCUCCGCCGCGGCCUCUGCGUUCAAAUCCGUGUCACGCGCUGCCCUCGCCAUCACAUCCCCUCGCUCUGACCCCCGUCCAGGCCUCCCCCUGCCUAGUCCCAGAGGUAUACUGAACCUGCCUAGUCCGAGAAGUCUUUUGAGUCUGCCUAGCCCCAGGGGUGUUCUCAGUCUCGCCUCCCCUGGAUCUACCCGCAGUAAGCAGCGCCAGCAGUGGCCGCAGCGGGAAGCGGAGGCGAUUGAGGAAGCCGAGGCGGUUGAGGAAGGGGAAGCGAUUGAGGAGGGGUGGGAGCAGGAUGCAGAGCGGGGUGGCAGGGCGCAGCAGCAGAUGCAACAAUGCCUGGGAAUCGGGGAGUGGCAGCAACAGGAGCAAGAAGAGGAGGAGGAGGAAGAGGAGGAGGAGGGAGAGGAGCAGCAGCAGCAGCAGCAGCAGCCACAGCAGCAGUCACGGCAGCAGACAAGCGAGGAGAAGCAGCAGCAGCUGGCAGAGGCAGAGAAACAGCAGCAGUCGACGAGGGAGCAGCAGGGCAGCUCCAGCCCUCCGAUGCGAUCUCUGUGCCCCUCGUGCCUGCCCGCCCUGCCCUCCUCCUCCUGCUACCCGCUAUCCCUUCCAUCCCGCCGCCGACCUUCCACUGCACGCAGGGCGGAAGCACAGGCAGGGGUAUCAGCGCCCAAGGCACAGGCACGUGCCAGGGAAAAAGUGAAGGCAGAGGCAAGGGCAGAAGCAAGGGCAGAGACAAGGGCAGAGGCGGGGGUAGAUGCAAGGGCAGAGGCGGGAGUAGAUGCGAGGGCAGAGGAUGAGUGGGAGGAGGAGCAGGGCGGAGGUGACAAGCUGGAGUGGGGAGAUCGGAGUGUGGGGCAGGAUCAAGGGUACUGCUCGAAGGUCUGGUAA
This is a messenger RNA of Closterium sp. Yama58-4, 1236 nucleotides long. The record is from the annotation of a GenBank genome assembly. Lineage: Eukaryota; Viridiplantae; Streptophyta; Zygnematophyceae; Desmidiales; Closteriaceae.